Messenger RNA from Tripterygium wilfordii, 1709 nucleotides. Its product is annotated as histone H3.v1-like. The transcript has 2 exons. NCBI's taxonomy places the organism in Eukaryota, Viridiplantae, Streptophyta, Magnoliopsida, Celastrales, Celastraceae. The coding region runs from base 323 to 1390 and encodes 355 amino acids. The record is from RefSeq and is a predicted model, not a curated record.
AUGCUCUCUGUUGAAGACUGUACUCACAAACUUCUCUUGUACACACACACUCUGCUUAUCCUCCUCCCUCUCUGAAUCUCUGUACUGGUUGGUCCGGGAGCAACUCUGUCUCACUUAAAGAGAGAGAUUUUGCUUCUGCUGCUUCAAAACCUGACUUAUUUGCUCCAAUCACAGAAGUUUUUGGCAGUUGUUUCCACUUGUCACUUUUAUCAAGCACCUGAUGCUCAUUCCUUUGCCUCCUAGCUUCUUUUAAAGAUUGGGUUUGAGCAGUUGCUGCUGACAAUUGAAGAAGAUAUCAAGUACCACAUCUCAAUUGUUGUCCAUGUUGAAGCAAUCACCUAGAAGAAUUCCAAGGUCAAAAGGUUUGAAAGUAAAACAUGUUCUUCAGAUAUGUGUCUUGCUUGCCACUGGAUUCUGGGUGCUUCACCAAUUCAAGCAUUUAUACGAUAAGAAGAUCUCAGAAGAACUGCAGAAUGGGCUUGAAACCAUGAAACUUGGGAGGAAGGUCCUCCAUCCCCAAAUUAAGGAAUCGUCUUCGCUGAUUGGUGGGCGCGGGAAUGUAGUAGAGGAAAAUAAACCAGAAGAAAUUAUGGAUGAAGAAGCGCAGGCUGGAGAUGAUGAAAUAGAUGGACAUGAUCAUGAGCGAGCAGAUGAAGAAGAAUCUGAAGAGGUAGAGGAUCUUAUUGAUGUAGACGAUACGGAGAGAGAUGAGGGAAGUGAAGAGCAGGAGAACGAAGAGAAGGAUGAUGAAACUGAGCAUGCAAAUUUGUUAGAUGAUGGAGCCGAGAAUGAAGGUGAAAAGAAUGCUCAGAAAGCGAGAGAAGAGCAGAACGCGCAGACCAUAAGCACUAUAUUUCAGCUCGGAGGUUUGAGGAUGUUAAAGGAAGAAAAGGUUGAUGCAGAGAAUACUGUGUCAAAGCACAGAAAGGAAACCAAUGAUGCCAACGAUGUAAUCGUUGAUAUAAACAAUUUGGACCCUGAAGUUGGGAUGAAUGUGGUGACUGAAUUUUUUUCUUCUCGACAUGAUGUGAGCAAUGUAGAAAAUGGUAAUAAGAUCAGAUUGGAGAAUUCGGCCACUGCUCCAAACUCUAGUUCAUCAAUUGAGGAUACAAAUGUCGAACUCAGCUCGAGUUCCAUGCAAGUUAAAAGCUUGGAGGCUUCAAAUGGAAGAAGUAUAUUGCAGGAGUCGAUUGACAAUCAGGACGUAAGUACUGAUGGGAAACACAUAGCCUUGCGAGAUGUUUAUAGUAAGCAGAAUGAGAGCUUCAACGAAGCUGUUCAAAAUGAGCAACCAAGUUCAAAUUUAACUCCUUACGCAAUGAUUGAGGACAUAGCGGCAGCCAGUGCUUCGCAUUCUGUUGCUUCAAGAAAUGGCAGCUCUGCUUGGUAGAUUCAGACAAACGUUCAGCGUCAAAGACAACUAGACUAGCAUAGAGAGGAUCAGGCUGUUCUGGAGGCUCUACUGAAAUGUGCUAAUAACAAUAAAGUUGUGGCAAAGUUGCAACUCAGCGACGAUUUCUGAGAUAGAAAUUGUUGUUCUUAGGUGAUAUUACUGUAAUUGACAAAAUGUAGAAAUGGUUCUGUGGUGUGUGUUGUGGAAAUUAGCAAAAUAGGUUGUGAUUAGGAGUUGGGAAAUUAAAUAAUCCCAACUUGUGCACUUGCUUAAUGAAAUGUGCAUGACUGAGAAUCAGUUGUGCUCUUUGUUUUCA